CUGCGUGGUCCCGGCCCUCUACCUGCUCCUCAUCAGCGUGGGCCUGCUGGGCAACGUCCUGCUGCUGCGGAUCUUCGCCACCGCCAGCGCCCUGCGGAGCGCCCCCAGCAUCUUCAUCUCCAACCUGGCCGCGGGGGACGUGCUGCUGCUGCUCACCUGCGUCCCCGUGGACGCCUCGCGCUACUUCUUUGACGAGUGGGUGUUCGGGGAGGUGGGCUGCAAACUGAUCCCGGUCAUCCAGCUCACCUCCGUGGGGGUGUCGGUGUUCACGCUCACCGCCCUCAGCGCCGACAGGUACAGAGCCAUCGUGAACCCCAUGGACAUCCAGGCGUCGGGGGCGGCGCUGUGGACCUGUGCGAAGGCCGUGGGCAUCUGGGCGGCGUCGGUGCUGUUGGCUGUUCCAGAAGCCGUGUUUUCCGAAGUGGUGCAAAUCGAUAGCUUGGAUAACAGUAGCUUCACGGCGUGCGUACCCUACCCUCAGACUGACGAGUUACACCCCAAGAUUCACUCGGUGCUCAUCUUCUUGGUGUAUUUCCUCAUACCCCUUGCUAUUAUUAGUGUUUAUUAUUAUCAUAUUGCAAAGACCUUAAUUAGAAGUGCACAUAAUCUUCCUGCAGAAUACAAUGAACAUACCAAAAAGCAGAUGGAAACUCGGAAACGCCUGGCUAAAAUUGUGCUGGUCUUUGUGGGCUGCUUUGCCUUCUGUUGGUUUCCAAAUCACAUCCUCUACCUGUAUAGGUCUUUCAACUAUAACAAGAUUGAUCCGUCUCUGGGCCACAUGAUUGUCACCUUAGUCGCCCGGAUUCUGAGCUUUUGCAAUUCUUGCGUCAACCCAUUUGCUCUUUAUUUACUCAGUGAAAGCUUCAGAAGGCACUUCAACAGCCAGCUCUGCUGUGGGAGGAAGUCCUAUCCAGAGAGAUCCACCAGCUACUUGGUCAGCUCUUCUGCAGUGCGUAUGACGUCUCUGAAAAGCAAUGCUAAGAACCUGGUGACCAAUUCUGUUUUGCUAAAUGGGCACAGCAUGAGGCAGAAAAUGGCACUGUAAUUUUGGCCAUUCAGCUUACUACCUGGAAAUAACUUACUUUUUAUUUCUAUUGAGCAGGGAAAAACUAAGCAAUUUUGUCUUUCUUAAUAUUUUUGAGUGAUUUCAUUAGACAAUUUCAUGAUGGACUUAGAAAAAGGCAAGACAAACAUAGCUGGCAUUUUUCUCUGAACAGAACCUUAAGUUACAUAAAUACAUUAAAAGUGAUUCAAAACCCAAUUCUGCAUGUAUAUAAAUCAGCAUUGCUUCAGGAUUUAAGCUGUUGCUAGAGCCAAUGCCAGUGUUAUCUUAAUUUUGUUUUAACUUGAGGCAGGAAAUCAAUUCCGGUAUUGACUCAAUGAUUCAAUGAGUGUGAUAUUCCAACUCUUAAUAUUUGAAAUACAAGUAAUAUUUUCCUGGUGAAAUUUAUUCAUACCUUGUGCAUGUAUAUAGCUCCUUUGUUUGAAUAAAAUAAUAGAAAAUUCAAAGGUGGAGUUUAACCAAAAGCAAAUAUUUAUUGUGAUUCUUUGUGUGAUAAACCGUAAUUUCCAGUAAUAACAUAUUGUAACUUCUAGGUUCAAGGGCAUUUAUAUUAUAAACAGUAAAAUAGGUGUCAUCUGAAUAUGGUGUAUAUUGUGAAUGUAAAAUAGGUAUCAUCUGUUCCAAAUUGUAAAACUGUGAAUCAGACAUUGGCAUGGCCUUUUUUGGAUAUGUUGCUAAAUCCCUGGAUGUUUGGAUGAUUAUAGCUAUAAUCAGAUUUGUGUGAUUCUGGUGAGUUCGACCAUCUACUCACCUUCUCUUAGAGCCAUGGUUUGGUUCAGGUCAGGGCCCGGGCCCGGGUUUCGGGCUCUGUCCCCAGGGGGGGGCGUGCAGGAGGCA
This is a messenger RNA of Miniopterus natalensis, 1900 nucleotides long. NCBI's taxonomy places the organism in Eukaryota, Metazoa, Chordata, Mammalia, Chiroptera, Miniopteridae. The record is from RefSeq and is a predicted model, not a curated record.